AUGAUCGCAUCACCACCCACAGGGGUUUUCGUCCCAGUCCCGACCUUCUUCAAACCUGCAUCCGCGACCAAUACCCUCCAACCUGUCAUAGACGUCGAGACACAGGUCACUCACAGCAUUCAUCUCGCUAAAAAUGGCAUUCGCGGUCUUGUGCUGCUUGGUUCGACGGGUGAAGCAAUCCAUAUGUCGCGACAAGAACGCUUCGACAUGGUGUCUGGUGUUCGGAAAGGGCUGAACGAUGCGGGGUUCCCCGAUUAUCCCAUUAUGGCUGGAGUGUUGAUUAAUAGUGUGGAUGAAGUGUUGGAGUGGUUGCAGGAUUUUAAGAAGGCAGGUGCGCAAUGGGGAUUAGUGCUUGCACCGGGUUAUUUUGGGGCUGCGGCGAGCCAGGAGAACAUCAGGGAGUGGUAUACCGUGGUUGCGAAUAAUUCACCAAUACCCAUUCUAAUAUACAACUACCCAGGUGUCACGAACAAUGUGAUGGUGACUCCCGAGACCUACUCCAUCCUCGCUAAGCACCCCAAUAUCGUGGGCUGUAAAAUGUCUCACGGAAACGUGUCGUAUCAUGUCCAAGUCUCGCUCGAUCCUGAUAUCGAUCAUAACAAAUUUAAAGUGUUCAGUGGCUUUGGGCAACAACUGGGGCCAAUCGUUUUCUUCGGUGCGGCCGGAGUCAUCGAUGGCCUCGCAGCAAUGUAUCCAAAGACUGUGUCGCGGCUGAUGGCCUUGUCUGAGAAGCGACCUAUCGAACCGAAGGUACAUGAGGAAAUACAGAAGUUGCAGUACGUAGUGAGCACCGCAGAAGAGUUCAUCGGAACGUGGGGAAUUGUUGGUAUCAAAGAAGGAGUUCAACGAGUCCUCGGAAUGGGUACCCUUGAGGGCGGUAGGCUACCACUCAAGGGUAAACUGCCUGAUGGAGAGUGGGGGAAAUGGGAUAAGACCAUGUCGAGGAUCCAGGAGAUUGAAGGUUCACUCUAG
Lindgomyces ingoldianus is the source of this 972-nucleotide messenger RNA. RefSeq names its product aldolase. NCBI's taxonomy places the organism in Eukaryota, Fungi, Ascomycota, Dothideomycetes, Pleosporales, Lindgomycetaceae. The record is from RefSeq and is a predicted model, not a curated record. Bases 1 to 972 code for a protein of 323 amino acids. Gene Ontology annotation, molecular function: 4-hydroxy-tetrahydrodipicolinate synthase activity. The transcript has 2 exons.